Carassius auratus (goldfish) is the source of this 420-nucleotide messenger RNA. Its product is annotated as C-type lectin domain family 4 member M-like. Bases 1 to 420 code for a protein of 139 amino acids. NCBI's taxonomy places the organism in Eukaryota, Metazoa, Chordata, Actinopteri, Cypriniformes, Cyprinidae. The record is from RefSeq and is a predicted model, not a curated record. The transcript has 4 exons.
AUGAAACAAAGAGAGCAGGAGAACAAUGACCUGUGGAAAAAUCUUCAUGAAGUGGGUGGAUGUUUUUACUAUCAGUCCAGUCUUUACAUAAUUUCCUUGGAGAAGAAGAGCUGGGCUGAGAGUAGACAAGACUGUAAGGCUAGAGGAGCAGAUCUGAUCACCAUAAACAACAGCGAGGAACAAGGUCUUGUUACAAAAAUGUCUGAUGGUAGUUUUGCUUGGAUUGGUCUGACUGACAGUGAUCUGGAGGGCAGAUGGAAAUGGGUUGAUGGCAGCAGACUUGAAUCUGACUUCUGGAGAUCUGGAGAGCCCAAUGGACACAAAGGAGAAAACUGUGUUGUGUCUUAUGCAUCACAGUGGUAUGAUUAUCCAUGUAAUAAUGCUUUUAAGUGGAUCUGUGAGAAGAACAUUUUUAAAUGA